Molecule: messenger RNA, 1439 nt
Organism: Hippocampus comes (tiger tail seahorse)
Lineage: Eukaryota; Metazoa; Chordata; Actinopteri; Syngnathiformes; Syngnathidae
Gene: cyth3b
Product: cytohesin 3b
Exons: 13
Coding region: 341-1396 (351 amino acids)
Biological process (GO): regulation of ARF protein signal transduction
Molecular function (GO): guanyl-nucleotide exchange factor activity
Source: RefSeq, a predicted model, not a curated record
UUUCGGAGGAAUGUUGGCUUUAACUAUCACAUGCUUGGAGCUGUCAGUGUGCCUGUACGGGCUAUGUUUAUUCGCUCCUGCUGCGGAAGCUUUAGGAUGAGCUCUGAGUGGGUCGAAUGACCUUUAGUGCACACCUAGGUAGUACAAGGUUACACUUUAGAAGAGAAUAAAUUGCUCCAAAGGUGUGUCUGCUGAUGGCAUGGGAGCCAGGGAGUGGAAAAGGCCAUGUGUACCUGAAGACCUGUCGCUGGAGGAACGCGAUGAGCUGUGCAACAUCCGACGCAGGAAAAAAGAGCUGCUGGAUGAUAUUAAACGGUAAAGUCAUGAGAUUGCAGAAGUCAUGACGGAAAUCGAGCAGUUAACCUGCGUCGGGGAGAGCAAAACCACACAACGAAACAAACAAAUCGCCAUGGGGAGGAAGAAGUUCAACAUGGACCCCAAAAAGGGCAUCCAGUUCCUUCUGGAAAACGAUCUCCUCCAGAACACGCCAGAGGACAUUGCGCAAUUCCUCUACAAAGGCGAGGGGCUAAACAAGACGGUGAUCGGGGACUACUUAGGGGAGCGGGAUGACUUCAACAUCAAGGUGCUCCAGGCGUUUGUGGAGCUUCACGAGUUCGCAGAUCUUAACCUCGUCCAAGCCUUGAGGCAGUUCCUGUGGAGCUUCAGACUUCCUGGCGAAGCGCAGAAGAUCGAUCGCAUGAUGGAGGCGUUCGCCUCGAGAUACUGUCAGUGCAAUCCUGGCGUCUUCCAGUCUUCAGACACCUGCUACGUGCUUUCAUUCGCCAUCAUCAUGCUGAACACCAGCCUGCACAACCCCAACGUCCGAGACAAACCGCCCGUGGAGCGUUUCAUCUCCAUGAACCGUGGCAUCAACGAAGGCGGAGACCUCCCGGAAGAGCUGCUCAGGAAUUUGUACGACAGCAUCAAAAGCGAACCAUUUAAGAUCCCGGAGGAUGACGGCAACGACCUGACGCACACGUUCUUCAAUCCAGACAGGGAGGGCUGGCUGCUCAAAUUAGGAGGCAGAGUGAAAACCUGGAAGAGAAGGUGGUUCAUCCUGACAGACAACUGCCUCUACUACUUUGAAUACACAACGGACAAGGAGCCCCGUGGGAUUAUUCCCCUGGAGAACCUUAGUAUCAGGGAGGUGGAGGAGCCCAGGAAGCCCAAUUGCUUCGAGCUGUACAACCCGAACCACAAGGGUCAGGUGAUCAAAGCCUGCAAGACGGAGGCGGACGGCCGCGUGGUGGAAGGCAACCACGUAGUCUACCGGAUAUCGGCGCCCACGCCCGAGGAGAAGGAGGAGUGGAUCAAAUCCAUCAAGGCCAGCAUCAGCAGAGACCCCUUCUAUGACAUGCUCGCCACCAGGAAGAGACGCGUCGCCAACAAAAAGUGAAGCGGCGCCCGGAUGACGUCGGAUACCUCAGCAUAGACCGCAA